This is a messenger RNA of Cotesia congregata, 1350 nucleotides long. The record is from the annotation of a GenBank genome assembly. Lineage: Eukaryota; Metazoa; Arthropoda; Insecta; Hymenoptera; Braconidae.
CGUGAGUGUAUCUCAGUCCACGUCGGGCAAGCAGGAGUUCAGAUCGGUAACGCUUGCUGGGAGCUGUACUGCCUUGAGCAUGGAAUUCAGCCGGACGGGCAGAUGCCCUCAGACAAAAUGCUCGGCGGGGGAGACGACAGUUUUAACACGUUUUUCAGUGAAACCGGGGCCGGAAAACACGUACCCAGAGCUGUUUUUGUAGACUUGGAGCCUACUGUUGUCGACGAAGUACGUACUGGAACUUACCGCCAGCUGUUUCACCCCGAGCAAUUGAUAACCGGAAAAGAAGAUGCGGCAAACAACUACGCCCGAGGCCACUACACCAUCGGUAAAGAAAUAGUAGAUUUGGUAUUAGACAGAAUCCGUAAAUUGGCCGACCAAUGUACCGGUUUGCAAGGAUUUUUAAUAUUCCAUUCCUUCGGCGGCGGUACUGGUUCUGGGUUCACAUCUCUUCUAAUGGAGCGACUGUCGGUCGAUUAUGGUAAAAAAUCAAAACUUGAAUUCGCGAUCUACCCCGCGCCCCAGGUAUCUACAGCCGUCGUUGAGCCAUACAACUCGAUCCUGACGACUCACACCACAUUGGAACAUUCCGAUUGCGCGUUUAUGGUCGACAACGAGGCCAUUUACGACAUCUGCAGACGCAAUUUGGACAUUGAGCGACCAACAUACACCAACCUAAAUCGUCUAAUCGGGCAAAUAGUGUCUUCGAUCACCGCCUCGUUGAGAUUCGACGGAGCGCUUAACGUCGACCUAACUGAGUUCCAGACAAACUUGGUGCCCUACCCAAGGAUCCACUUCCCCUUGGUGACCUACGCCCCGGUAAUUUCCGCGGAGAAGGCUUACCAUGAACAAUUGUCAGUUGCGGAGAUCACCAACGCCUGCUUUGAGCCUGCGAACCAGAUGGUCAAAUGCGACCCACGUCGCGGAAAGUACAUGGCUUGCUGCAUGCUCUACCGAGGCGAUGUCGUCCCCAAGGACGUAAACGCCGCCAUAGCGACCAUCAAGACCAAGCGUACCAUUCAAUUUGUAGAUUGGUGUCCUACCGGUUUCAAGGUUGGUAUCAACUACCAGCCGCCGACAGUGGUACCUGGCGGAGAUCUUGCUAAGGUCCAACGUGCUGUUUGCAUGUUGUCCAACACAACGGCCAUUGCUGAGGCUUGGGCUAGAUUAGAUCACAAGUUCGACCUCAUGUACGCCAAGAGGGCCUUCGUUCAUUGGUACGUCGGCGAGGGCAUGGAGGAGGGCGAAUUCUCCGAGGCCAGAGAAGAUUUGGCUGCUCUGGAGAAGGACUACGAAGAAGUUGGAACUGACUCUGUUGAAGGAGAGGCUGAAGGCGCAGAAGAAUACUAA